Hyposmocoma kahamanoa is the source of this 2321-nucleotide messenger RNA. It is a transcript of the gene nuf, whose product is annotated as rab11 family-interacting protein 4. Gene Ontology annotation, cellular component: cleavage furrow; midbody; endocytic vesicle. Gene Ontology annotation, biological process: endocytic recycling; regulation of cytokinesis. Bases 520 to 2064 code for a protein of 514 amino acids. The record is from RefSeq and is a predicted model, not a curated record. The transcript is spliced from 13 exons. NCBI's taxonomy places the organism in Eukaryota, Metazoa, Arthropoda, Insecta, Lepidoptera, Cosmopterigidae.
GAUUUUUAAACUCUUAAGAUAAAAAAAUGUAAAUCCUGUUGUUGUUGUCUAUGUUCCUAACGACACAUUUCCGGGGAAAAAAAACCGCUAAGAGGAGUUUAGAAAGAAAACACACACCAUUUGCCUUAGUAGUGCGUGUGUGCGUAUAAGUAUAGGUUGCUCGCCUAAACCCGGUUCCGCCACCAUAAUAUCGCAAUCACAAAACGACUCUAGGUGGAAUACCUACAUGAUUACAGCAAUGUUUUUCUGAUAGUAAACAUACAAGUGUGUACUUCUGUUAUGCUGCUCUAAUAAAUUUCAAAAAAUGUGAAAGUUUGUUUACAAAACUUACUUCCAUGAAUUGUUUGUGAGAAGAUAAAAUGUUUAAAACUCUAUUAUGCUCUAUAUGAACUUUAAUAAAGCCGAAGUAAACCAUGUCGUAUAUAUUCAAAAUCAAAGUGCUCGUGUAACAUAUAAAAGUGAAAAUGAAUCGAUAUGACCUUCCUAUUCGACUGAGUGUUCGUAUCACUAAAAAUAUCGAUGUGGGAGGUGGUGCUAGUGCUGCGGAGCGACGCUGCAGAUGUCUUCCGUGUCCUGGAAGCCUGGUGGCAGGCGAUACUGUUGCUUGGCAAGCUCGUGUUAUGCUGUUUUCAGCUGAUUCGCCAAACUAUAGAGGUGAAGUUAUCGACGGAGGCCAUGAUGGCGCCUAGCGUGUUUCAGAGGACCAAGUCGCCACGCUCCUCGCCGUCUAACCUACCCAACAAAUUACAGAAUGGCACUGAAGCAGCGUCACAGCCGGAGCCCACAGCAGAUUCUAGUCCUGGCAACUCGAUCUCAGACGCUGAGAACUUCGAGUGCUACGGAGAAGCAGACGCCGAUGUACCCGCCAGUAACCCAUUGGAAAAUCGCUCGAGGAGUCCGGCCAAUCAUCUCAACAGACAUUCCUGGACGCGAACCAGUUUGAGACGAACUCCACCCAGCCAUCAGGAGAAUCUGCCACAUCGCCGAUGGGGCUCCAUGAGACAUUCCGGGAAGCGGCAAAUUGGCUCCAAUGUCUUAGCAAGCCAGCUGUAUCGGUCGUCGUCGUUCAACUCGUCCGGCUGCGGGUCGGGCGGGGAGCCGGCAGACGACAUGUACUCUGAUGUCUCACUCGAAGAAGACGUCCAGGGACUGAACUAUAAGGUGCAAUUACUACAGCAACAGGUGACCUCCCUGGCGGAUACCCAGAGUACAGCAGACGACCGCUACGCAAGGGCCAAAGCUGAAAACGCUGUACUCCAGGCUCGCGUACACAUACUCGAUGAACAGAUCCGAGAGAUCGAGUGCCGGUGCGACGAGCGCAUAGCAGAGGAGCAAAGGCGAUGUCGUGAAGCAAUCUCCAGGUUGGAAAGAGACCGCGACCAACAACUAUCAGCCCUUAACGACAGAUUGUCCGCUGCAGAGACUGAAGCUUCUGAUCUCAAGCAGGAGGUGGGUAGACUCCGAGGAGUAGCAGAAACAUUACGAGCGAAUGCUGAAGCGACAGCGCGGGCGCAUCGUGAAGCGCAAGAACAAGUAGCAGAACUGCUUUCACAACUCAGCGCGGCGAGAGAAUCCGAAAGACGCGAACGAGAUGCCGCGACGGCCGCGACUGAACUGCUGACUGCAGCGAAGUUAGAACUCCAACGGAUCAAAGAAACACCACCACCACCUCCCGAUCCUAGAUUAGAUGAGAUGAGAAAGGAGCUACUGUUACUUCGCACUCAUAACAAAUCACUUACCGAAGCGCAAGAAGAACUUCAAGCUCAGAUCCUAACUCGAGGUGUUGAAGAAGGUCGCAGUUUACUUGACGGCGUUAAUGGCCCCCUCUGUGCCACCAACUCGCUAGCACACGAACUCUCUCAGAUGAGCGAUGAUGAGCUCGAUGGUAGCGAUACACUACACAGCAUAGAGUUGGAAAAGCUUCAAAAGGCUCUAAAGGAACAGCAAGAUGUCAACGUGCAACUAAGAAAUUACAUCGACGGAAUCCUACUGUCGAUCGUAGAAAACUACCCACAACUUCUCGAAGUCAAGUACCAGAAGCAAUCAGGCGAUAUCAAGUCAUAACAAACGAUCGGAAUAAUCACUCGAUACUGCGUCCUCAUUUUUAUAAACAAUUUUGAAUGAACAGGUUCAUUUUAUACAUUAAAUUAUUAUUUUUUAAACGUCUGUUAUAAAUUGGAAUAAAAUUCGUAAUGGAUGUUUCUGUGAUAGAUAAAAAGCGUUAUAAAAACGUUGAGAUGGUAACGAAAAAAUAUAUAGGUUAAGAAGAAUUUUUAUGAAUGAAUAAUUGGGAAACUUUAACGACUAUUAUAGUUGGUGUG